Canis lupus familiaris (dog) is the source of this 464-nucleotide messenger RNA. RefSeq names its product putative ankyrin repeat domain-containing protein 26-like protein. NCBI's taxonomy places the organism in Eukaryota, Metazoa, Chordata, Mammalia, Carnivora, Canidae. The transcript has 4 exons. Bases 1 to 426 code for a protein of 141 amino acids. The record is from RefSeq and is a predicted model, not a curated record. Gene Ontology annotation, molecular function: protein binding.
AUGAAGACCAUGUUUAGCUUCACGGAACCUGCUCUCCACUUGGCCUGUGCCAUUGGCCGUGAAGAUAUGGUGAAGCUCCUGGUAGAUCGGCACUGCCAGCUUAACCUCUGUGAUGGCGAAGACAGGACAGCUCUCGUGAAGGCUAUACAAUGCCAAGAAGAGGCAUGUGUAACUCUUCUCCUGGAACACGGUGCUGAUCCUAAAGUGAAAGACAACAAGGGCAACACAGCUCUCCAUUAUGCAGCCCACGAAGGGAUUGUCUCAAUAGCAGAGAAGCUGCUUUUACAAAACGCAAAUAUAGAGGCCAAAAACACGGAUGGCCUCACACCAGUUUUAGUUGCUCUAAAUGAAAACAAAGAGCAAAUGGUGAAAUUUUUAGUAGGAAAAGGAGCACGUCUACUUUCAGGGGAUACGGUUAAAAGGUAGAGUAUUUUUUUGUUUUGUUUUUUAAACCUUACUAUUUU